CCCACCAUGGUCGCGUCGUCCCCACUUUCCGGCCGAGCGAAAAAUUACGAGAUCCCUGGUCCUGAGUCUGCAGGCUGAUAGUAAACGAUAGAAAAUGAGGUUAUGUUAAAACACGAAUUACUUAAGAUUUUACAAUGGAACAGGAUUUAAAAGCAAAGAUUGAUCAAGCCUGCCGAACGGCCGAGGAAUUGACAAAGGUUUACUACGAAAGUCUGGAUAAACGUAGAUACCUCAUAUCAAGGUUGUAUCUGGAUACCGCAACUUUAAUAUGGAAUGGAAAUGGUAUCGAAGGGAAAGAUAAUAUACAGAAAUUCUGGACAGAUUUACCGCCUUCAGUACACUCCGUUUUUACUUUAGAUGCUCAGCCUAUAACAGGACCUGAGGUGGCAGAUCAACUAACGUUCCUCGUGAAAGUUGGUGGACAAGUAAAGUACGAUGAUAAGACUGCGAAACCUUUCAACCAAACGUUCUUAAUUGCGGCGAUGGGAGAUAAGUGGAAGAUUGUAAGCGACUGCUUUAGGUUACAAGAAGCGCUGGAGAGUGUAAAUUAAAAUAAAUUACUUUUACGUAAAAUAUGA
Molecule: messenger RNA, 578 nt
Organism: Ceratina calcarata
Lineage: Eukaryota; Metazoa; Arthropoda; Insecta; Hymenoptera; Apidae
Gene: Nxt1
Product: NTF2-related export protein 1
Exons: 4
Coding region: 135-551 (138 amino acids)
Biological process (GO): nucleocytoplasmic transport
Source: RefSeq, a predicted model, not a curated record